Molecule: messenger RNA, 1003 nt
Organism: Serpula lacrymans var. lacrymans S7.9
Lineage: Eukaryota; Fungi; Basidiomycota; Agaricomycetes; Boletales; Serpulaceae
Exons: 2
Coding region: 95-766 (223 amino acids)
Source: RefSeq, a predicted model, not a curated record
GUCGACGUGUAAAUCUGUCACAUCAGUACCCUGUAUUAUACCCGCGUGCCGUCCCCAGAUUCUCUGCCACCAGCACCAUUGUACGCUCUAACUUAUGUUCAAAUUCAUACGGCGCAUAUCUACCUCUGUCCUCCCUCGCCCAGACCGGCCGUGGAGAGAUGAUGCCACGUCCAACGCACCGACGAUAGGAAGGAAACGACGAUACAGCGCGACAGAACGCGAAGAUGAUGAGGAGUCAGUGUCGAGAUCGAAGAAGGCGAGGGGAGACUCGAUGGCUGUUGACGAAAAUUCACUGAACGGUGAAGCAUCUACCCCAGGAUCGCGAGAGGAGGAUGCUGAGGAGAAGGACAAUGUGAAGGAUAAGGAUGGCGAAGACCUCAACGCUGUAACACGCGGUGUGAAGAAAGUUGAGCUCGAAGAUAAGAGUCAGGGCGACAACUCAAAACUCAAGCCUGAAGGUGUACCUCUACCUGAGUCGCCUGGAGCAACACCCCCUCCUGACUCGCAACCUUUGGAUGAGACAUCGGAAGAGGCUGAGGAAGUGAAAGUGAAAGACUCAGAGAACGCUGAUGCCCAUUCUGUGGCUUCGGGGUCGGGAGAGGAGGAUGCUGCAGAGAGUACGCGCGAUGAUGCCACGUUACCGCAAGAUAUCCCAUCUGAGAUCGUUGAGGACACUACCAAUGCAGGAGAGGCAGCUGCAGCUGUCGAUUCCCCAUCCAAGCCUGAUGCUCCAGAUACUCAGGAUACCCCAGAGACAGAAGAAUGAUGCAUGGUGUGGAAAGGCCAAGGUGGUGGGACGACAUAUCUAUAUCUACAGUAUUAUCACGAUAUCAUGGAUGAAGAGAAGGAACGAUUAUGGUUAAGUAUACGAUACCCGGAUGGCUGUAAUUCUGGCUUGUUUGUUUUGUUGUUGGUGGGGAUAGCCGUGAUACGCUGAAUGCAUUAAAUUUGUGUAUUAAAGCUUGGUGGGCUGAGGGCACGUAUGUAUAUUUUAAACAGAUCU